Anopheles stephensi (Asian malaria mosquito) is the source of this 3603-nucleotide messenger RNA. RefSeq lists its product as uncharacterized. The record is from RefSeq and is a predicted model, not a curated record. Lineage: Eukaryota; Metazoa; Arthropoda; Insecta; Diptera; Culicidae. Gene Ontology annotation, biological process: signal transduction. The transcript is spliced from 9 exons. Gene Ontology annotation, cellular component: cytoplasm. The coding region runs from base 822 to 1916 and encodes 364 amino acids.
UUGAUUUGUGUAAUCUGAUCGGACGGAUUCUCGGAUUCGCCGGAGCGUUCGUUCUGGGAGAAAAAAGGGUACAAAAAGUUCGCAGUCUUGUGGAAAACCGGUGCACACCGGUGUAUAUGUGCGUGCGUGUUUGGUUUUGUAGGUGUCAGUGUUAGAUUAAGUUUUUAGGGAUGAUUUAUUGUGAAAGUGCUGCAUUUUUCUUUGUGAGAGAAAACAUUACUGCGAGCAAAUUACUACAAACUUAUCCCAUGAACAACUCCAAAACUAAUAUCCUGCUAGUAGUGUUUUCCGUUCAAAGGGUGAAAAUUCGUUGCAUAAAAUUGUCGAUCCUCGAUUCGCCGAACGAAAUUACCGAUCGGCUCACACCGAUCGAUCGGGGUUUCUGGCUGACUUUGAACUUCACCUUUGCGCCUAUGAUCCACCACCUUGGAUACUCAGGAUAAUUCACCGCACCGGUCGAUGGUCGGAUGGAUGGUUGGUGAGGAGAAGCACUCAGCGGAUAACAAAGAGUGAUAUUGAAGGGUUUAAAUUUAACAAUGCACUAGUUGUAAACGCAUCGCCUCCAAACUGUCACACAUCGUGCGUCUAGACGAGGGCCAUACCGAUUGCCCCGGGCGUAGAGCUGAAACCCCAACGCCAAUAGUGAUUUAAAGUGAGGCAACAAAAAAAAAAAAAAAAAAAAACAAGAGACAACGAGCAAAGUGCGUUAAAAAGUUUGUGCGUGUGUGUUCUAAGUGUUACUAUUAUCCAAUUUUCGGGGUGUAAAUCAUCCGUUUCUUCGAGAGGUUCGAGCACCGGCCUAGACCGCAAAGCCAGCCAACAUGAGCAGCGCACAGGAUCGCCGAGCUUCUUUUGCACGACGUGCUGAAAGUUUAAUGGAGAAGCGCUAUGCAGUUAAUACGGAGAAAAGCGGUGAAAUCAUCGUCACAGUGCAGGGCGAUCUUUCACAACAGGAAAAGCGUGCCGUCUUCCUUACCGUGCACGAUUUGGGCACGAACCACUCUUCGUUCGAGGAGUUCGUCAACAGUGCGUGCAUGAUUGAAAUCAAAGAACGGUCGUGCUUCAUCCACAUCGAUGUACCCGGCCAUGCGGAUAAUGCGCCCAAUUUGGCCGACUCGUUCCAGUUCCCUUCGCUGCAGCUGUUGGGCGAAGAGUUGGUCACGGUGCUGGACUUUCUGCACGUAAAGUACGUGAUCGGUAUCGGCGAGGGUGCGGGCGCAAACGUACUCGCUCGCUUCGGACUGGCACACCCAUCUCGCUGCCUCGGGCUCAUACUGAUCAACGUUACCGGAUCGGCCGCAUCCGUGCUGGACGUGUUCAAGACGAAGUUUAUCUCGUGGAAGGGUGACGAAGUUGGCCAAUCGGCCGAGGACUUCCUGCUGUAUCACAAGUUUGGCUACCAACUGGUCGGUGACAAUCCGGACAAGGAGAAGAUUGUGUCCGAGUUCCAGAGCCGUCUGCACAGCUCGCUGAACAGCAAAAAUCUAAAGCAAUACGUCAAAGCAUUUAUGUCGCGCAAAGAUUUACCAUUGAAGAACUGUAAGGUGGAUUUGCUACUGAUCACCGGUAUUAUGAGCCCGUACGCUAGCGUCGUCGAGAAGCUGUACAAGGAUCUGAACAAGGAGAAGGUCACACUGCUCAAGGUGGAACGAGCGGGCGACGUGUUGGCUGAUGCUCCCGCUAAAGUGGCACAGUCGAUUCUGCUGUUCUGCAAGGGUCAGGGUUUGCUAACCUCGGUCGCUAUGCCCGGCGUCGACCGUAACCGUGCGUUCUCGACCAGCUCCGGCGGUUCCACCGAAGGUUCGACCGGUGCGAGACGUCUGUCCCGUGGCAUGUCCAUGGAGGACUACGACAAGCCCAACAUUCGGCGACUAAGCGUGACGAUCAACGAACAGCUGCCACCGAUCAAGAAAUAGAACGAGCUGGCACGGUCGAGUUACGCCGGCGAUGAAAUAGACGAGGAGGAACAGGACGAACCGGAGUAGUUACGCUUGAACAACGGAAUGUCCUCCUGCGAAGACAAGCUAUUUCCAGGGCACACUCGAUAGUGUAUCGUGUUCUUACGAUAGAAGAAUGGAGCUGGUCACAGUGUAUACCGAUCAAAUCAGCGGUAUCAGUUACGCAAGAACGUUCGAAUUUUCUACAAGAGAAAACGAAACCACCAUUUUUUAAAAAACAAACCCAGACAUACAAUGAUAUCUACUUCCUGCAUAGAGUAUCUAACGUAGCGGAAAUAUUUAACAGCAAUCACAAGAAAGCAAGAAACAUUUAGCACACGAACAAGAAGGCACGUAUACAUAACUUCUGGGAAAUAUUUUUAUCGAAAUGUAGUAAAAAAACAAACAGUAAAACGGACCUUUGUAACCUCAACAACCAAACCAAACAAAUCGUUGUAAAACAAACAUCACUGCUGGCGCUUGCUUUAUUGUACUCGCGGGGAAAACGAAAAGCGGAGGUGUGCCGAACACCACCUACCAGCUCUCAUUGCACAAUUUCAACUGCAGAGAAAUAUAGAUGAACAGCAAUACAUCUCGUAUGAAGUCAUUUGCGGGUGCACCGAUUUACGCUAUUUCCAAAACAUCCAGCCAGAGCAAUACUGCUACCAUUACUACUACGUGGCAUUGUUGCUGCUGCAGCUGCUUCAAUUUGAUAGCGAUGUUUUCGUAGGUAUCGAUUUGUAUGAUUUCUAGAGCCUAUAUAUAUACACACAUACACAUCUUACUAUACAGCAGAAGUAUAUACACAACUAUUUAAAUAUGAGAGCCCCCUUCCUUCUAAGGGGGCUACCUUUGGUCGAGCGGAAGCAGGAGGAAGCAAACGGCGGGAAAGAAGAAGCAAACAAGUAUAAUAACUCGUAACAUAAUAGUGUAGUGUAGCGAGCAGGGAGCAGAAAAGUAUAAAGUUGAAACGUUUCAUCUUAAUAAAGGAAGAAGGAGAAAAUUCGAUAACAAACAAAAAAAGAACUCAUUAAACUAUACACAAAAAUAUAUACAUAAAUGAAGCCUAUAUUUUGUCUCUUCUUUUUUGUACCUUUAACGAAACGAUGACUGUGGCGAAAAUGUGCAAGAGAUAAAAGGGGAAAAAAGUGAAAGAGAACUAAAUCCUAAACAGCAACCAACAAAGACAGUAAAGAAACUCAAAACGAAGCCAAAAAAGGAGAUCGAAUUGAAGACAAAAGCCAAUGCAAACCAAUAUGCCAACAGAACAGUAAAACAAAGUUAAUUUAAUACAAUACACAGAGAGAAACACAAGAUGAACGAACAAAGACAAGCAAAUAUAACGAAACAAACCACUCGAUUCUCUCGAUUCACUCGAGUGAGCCAACGGAAACGGACGUCUAUUGGAAAAUGAAAAUUUAAAAAAUGCGCCGGAAACGCAAAAUUAAAUGCAAUUAUAAAGCGAGUCUCCUCUAAGGGAAUAUAAGCCUAGCGUUGACGUUGGGACUUUCCUUAGAGGGCGAAUGAGAAGUUUCGAGAUGGAGCUUUCUUACUGCUAUAUAAUCUUCUAGUUGCGAAUCGUGAUCGACAGUAGACAGCAGCAUUAGGGACAAACUAUGUGUUCUAUUGUUCUUAGUUUCAAUUAUUCGGCUUGUGGUUGAUAAAA